Messenger RNA from Epinephelus moara (kelp grouper), 4084 nucleotides. RefSeq names its product zinc finger protein 271-like. The coding region runs from base 104 to 2770 and encodes 888 amino acids. The transcript has 7 exons. Gene Ontology annotation, molecular function: DNA-binding transcription factor activity; RNA polymerase II cis-regulatory region sequence-specific DNA binding. Gene Ontology annotation, biological process: regulation of transcription by RNA polymerase II. NCBI's taxonomy places the organism in Eukaryota, Metazoa, Chordata, Actinopteri, Perciformes, Serranidae. The record is from RefSeq and is a predicted model, not a curated record.
ACCAAAGAUCUCAACUUUAACGCGCAUUAGAAGGAGGAGAAAUUAUUUUCAUCAAUAAAUCUAUGCCACAACAUACGCUAUCUGUGUGCAGUGGAUACACAGGAUGGAAAAUAAUAUUUUAAAGGAUAACGUUAUUUGUACCCCUCUUCCUCUCUCUGUUCUGCGACUGCUGGUCCCACCAAUUCGACUGGUCUCCGCAGCGAUAUGGCAGACCGUCCAACAGAAAGUUGUGACUGAUUAUGGGAUGCUUGAGGAGUUUGUUUCCAUGGUUACAGACAUUGUUCCAGAGCUACUGUCCACUCGCCAGAGGGCCCAACUUAUCCUGGGCCUCAGAGCACGGCUCAUUUUGGAGUUAUGUCAGUUUGAAGCUACUGCUGACUUUGAGAAUGUUCGUCCUCAUAUGGACAGAGUGCAAACGCUCAUUGACUCAUGGGUAAUGGAGGCUUGUGAUGCUAAUCAAGAGGUGCCACACCCAGAAUUUGUGGAUCUAGUUAAAAAGCUGCUGAAAAAUCCUGAUGAAAGGGAACACUUCUUUCAGAAUGUUUUCCCCAAAGAGUUUGGUCCCACAUAUGAUGAUGCACUUUGCACCUUGAUGUGGAAGUUUCUGUCCAGACUUGAACAGUUUCUUCCUCUUCAGACUUUCCAACAGAUUGCCUCCAUGUUUGGUGAGGCAUCCUCAGUUCUGGAGGAAUGUAUGGACUCUGUGUCUCGAUGUGAGGAGCUCAAAACCCUACUGCAGUAUCAAAAAGACCUCAGCCAACUGGAUCACAAUGAUGGUUCCUUGGAUGGCGCCUGCAUUAUUUCAGCUCUCAAACUUCCCUCUGGAGAGAGAACCGAGACAGAUAAACCCCAAGCCAACGUCUUGGAUAAUGUGCUAUCAUAUGCAUCAGAUUUGGAGAAGGAAUCUUUAACAUUGUCUCAUACAACAGAGAUAAAAAUAGACACAGCUGAAGAUCAGACAAGUGAGAUGGAGGUUGAUGACUCUCAUUGGACUCCUGGUGAAAAUGGAACAGAGAUGCUUUUUGGAGACAUUACAAGACAUGAAGAAAAUGUAGGCCUUCCUCAGAGUCAAGUGGAGGAUGCAACUGGCCUUCUAAAACAAUGCCGUGUUCAGCUAAAAAGACUGGACAUGCCGAACUCUUUGCAGUCUCGACCUGUGAGACGAAACAGAGGCCUGAAGAUGAAAAAGAUUCUGUUGGAAGAGAAAAAAGGUCUUCGUGACGAGGUCUACAAAUCAGCUUCUAGGAAAACAAAACCCUCCAAUGGGGCUAUUUUACACAUCCCUGACAAUGAGGUGUCAAGCAGCUUUGGCAAAGACGACUCCACGUAUAUGGCUCCUAUCAGUCAUUGCAGUGAAGACGACUCAUGGUCUUACUACUCUGAUGAGAACUCUUGCCAUAAGGCUGCAAGUAGUAGCCCUAGUAUGGCUGAUUCCUGGUCCAGCUACUCGGAUGAUGAGCCUUCCUUUGUGACUCCUGCCAGUAGUUCUGAAGGUGAUUCGCUGUCUAGCUGCUCAAAUGAGGACCCUUCCUUCAUGGGUUCUAAAAAUAUAAAUAUAUCAGCUAACAGCAGAAAGCGGGACAUCUCUGACAUCAAAGCCAGCACUUCAAAAAAGACUCGGAACACCCUGUGUUUUAUCUGCAAGGAGCACAUCAACACAAACCUGAGAACUCACAUGAAAACCCACUUUCCCACCGGUGAUUACGCCUGCCCUCGAUGCGACAGCAGGUUUAAACUCCUCUCAUCUCUGAAGCUCCACUUGAAUAGAACCUGCUUCGAGUACAGCCGACAACAGAUAGAUCCGCAGAAGCCGAACGAAGCUAAGAAUCUUUACAAAUGUGAGGAAUGCGAAGAGGCAUUCAGGUACCGAGUUUCUCUUGAAAGGCACAAACUGACACACAAUAAACUGUACUGCAAUGUAUGUAGGAAGGUUCUACGAGAUGCAGCAACAUUGGCAAGGCACAAGGCUUCUCACACACUGUUUCAGUGUAACCGCUGCGACAUGACGUUCACUCUUUUCAAACCCUUGCUCAGGCAUUGCCAAAACAUCCAUAAAAUCAGCAUGCCGUUUAAAUGCAACUAUUGCCCGAAAACGGUAUCCAAGCUGCGAAUUUUGAUCGCACACGAGUGGAAACAUACGGGCCAUCUACCUUUCCAGUGCCCUCAGUGUGCCUUGAGAUUCAAAACUGAUGGAGAUCUCAGUUCCCAUGAAAGAGUCCACACCAGAGAGAAACCCUACCUGUGCGCAGAGUGCGGUAAGACUUUCGCCCAGAAGUCCAACUUCAUGCGACACCUGAAUUUCAUUCACAGUGAGUCUCGAAAUGAGAGGAAGUAUUCUUGCAGCGAGUGUGAGAAAUCCUUUAAAGAGAAAGGAGCCCUGAAAAAACACCAGAGGACCAAACACUUAAAUGAAUUGUUCCGUCAUCCGUGCCCAUACUGUGGGAAGAUGGUCUCUUCAUCAACAAUGGCUAGACAUAAAUUAAUCCAUACAGGAGAGAAACCUUUCAAAUGCACUGUGCCUGACUGUGAUAAGGACUUCAGGUCAACUGCUGAAGUGAAGAAGCAUGUCCUCUUGCAUCAUAGUAUAGAGAGACCAUAUAAAUGUGGUGUCUGUGGUAAGGGCUUUAUACAAAUGUGUUAUCUCAACGCACAUGCUAAAAUACACUCAGGAGAAAAGCCAUUUGUUUGCCAUAUCUGUGGCAAGGCCUUCCUUAAGCUCUACAGCAUGCACAGACACAAAAAACUUGUACAUACUUUUGAAAAGCAUUAAAAAUGCAUGGCAGAAACAUUGAUGGAGUACUCAGGUACUUAAUGUAUAGAGUAAUAGCUGCCUAACCUUUCACAUGUGAACAUGACUUUUUUUUUGAACUAUUAAAGAAAUAAAGCUAACGGUUCUGAAUGGGUGUAACAACAGAGUUGAGCCGUUUCCGUGUGGGUUUGUUGGGACCGUUUAACAUCUCUGUGUUGGAUGUUAGCAGCUGCUUCUAUGUAAGCUUGUGCUAACUAAGAUGAUGUUGUACGGUGCCAUGCCAUUGUUCCAGUGGACCAAAAUUCUAAAGCCCAUUAGUCCAAAUAAUGUCCCAUUGGAUCAUUUCUCUGACAGCCCAUUAUUCCCGAAACAAAUGCCCAUUGCUCUUAAGUCCCAUUUCUCCGAAAAUACACACUCACUGCAGUUAGUUUCAGUUUCAUUGUAGCGUUUGAGCAACCAAUCUUGGGUGUUUCUAUCCACCCUACAUGGCGUAUCCCAGCGGCGUUUGAGGCGCUGAACCUAGAUGUUUUUCACCCUGCUUUUCCAGCAACUUUUGUGUGUGGGUGUUUAAAGCCAAAACACAAUCUAUUCCUACCUAUAACCAAGUGGAUUUUGUACUUGAACUUAACUGCACAUUCACCACAGAAUUGUUGACAAAUGUAACAUCUUCAUGGUUUAUUCAAUUGGCGGCUUGCGGGCCACAUCCGGCCCAGAAGCAACCUAUGAGUGGCCUGGCUAGGAAUUGGUACUGAGACCCGGCAUUAAACAGCCCGGGGCAAAAUGAAUCAAGACAGUAGUAUUAAUUAGCUCUGCCGCUAUCUGCUCUUUUAUCAUUACUUUUUGAAGUUUUGGUUUUAUGUAUCAUCAUGCUGCAGACUCUCUCCUGCUCUCUGCAUGCUGACCUCCUCCACACACACGCAGACACACACAAACAUGAGAGUGAAGUCAGACAACGGUAGAGAGGCCGCAGUGCAGAUGAAAGGAAUAUAACUUAAAGAUAACUCUAGUUGACAGUUUUUUUAAUUUCAAAUGUGACACGAAAAACAUUGCAUAACUGCAGGGAGUGUGUAUUUUUGGAUUAACAGGACUUUGGAGCAAUGAGCAUUUGUUUAAGCAUAAAUGGCUAUCAGAGAAACUGGCUUACAAACAAAUGGGAAAUUUUGGAAGUCCUGACCAGAAGAAGAAAGUGGCUAAGAAGAUGGUCCUUCAGUACUGCUUCUAACCUAUGUAAUGGCAGCAACACAAAAUUGACUGAUUUUUCCUGAUACUAACUUUGACUUCAUUGUUUAAUAGGCUAAUUGAGAUAUGGUUGUUCAAUAAAAGAAUUUCGGAUUG